AUGUUCCCAUAUCAAUUAGUCUAUGACAAAGCCUGUCACUUGCCAGUGGAGUUGGAGCACAGAACUUAUUGGGCUACUAAGUUCCUAAACUUUGAUGCAAAAGUUGUAGGAGAGAAGAGGCUCCUCCAACUCAGUGAGCUUGAUGAAUUUCGAACAACAGCUUAUGAAAAUGCCAAGCUCUACAAGGAGAAAACAAAGGUGUUGCAUGAUAAGAAAAUAGCCACCAAAAAAUUUGAGCCAGGCCAGAAAGUCCUUCUUUUUAAUUUAAGGCUCAAGAUAUUUUUCGAAAAGUUGAAAUCCCAGUGGUCUGGAUCAUUUUUGGUAAAUAAAGUGUCUCCCUACGGUUAUGUGGAAAUCAAGGAAGAGGAUUUCGACAAGAGGUUCACUGUUAAUGGCCAGCGGUUGAAGUCUUAUCUUGGUGGCGAAGUUGAUCGCCAGAGGAUUACUCAUCUGCUGACAUAG
Messenger RNA from Arachis ipaensis, 462 nucleotides. RefSeq lists its product as uncharacterized. NCBI's taxonomy places the organism in Eukaryota, Viridiplantae, Streptophyta, Magnoliopsida, Fabales, Fabaceae. The record is from RefSeq and is a predicted model, not a curated record.